Vitis vinifera (wine grape) is the source of this 961-nucleotide messenger RNA. Its product is annotated as SCUTL2. Gene Ontology annotation, biological process: defense response. Gene Ontology annotation, cellular component: extracellular region. The record is from RefSeq and is marked provisional. Lineage: Eukaryota; Viridiplantae; Streptophyta; Magnoliopsida; Vitales; Vitaceae.
AACGACUCUAACCUCUCUCAAAUCUGAACUGCCUCGUCUUCGUCCUCCAAUGGCGAUAUCCCCAAAGCUUUGUCUUCUUCCACUCCUAUGUUUGCUAGUGAGCACAGUUUCGGCCACAGUGUUUACCCUUGAGAAUCAUUGCAGCUACACAAUAUGGCCUGGAACUUUGUCCGGCAAUGGCGCCGCUAUCCUCGGGAACGGCGGUUUUGUAUUGCCACCUGGUGCAUCGAUCCAGUUGCAGGCACCAUUUGGAUGGUCGGGAAGGUUCUGGGCCCGAACUGGAUGCAACUUCGACAGCGCCGGCAAGGGUACAUGCACCACCGGAGACUGUGGCGCACUGAACUGCAUCGGUGGCGGCGUUCCUCCGGUGAGCCUUGCGGAAUUCACUAUCGGUGCCGACAGUGCCGAUAAAGAUUUCUACGACGUGAGCCUCGUGGACGGCUACAAUGUGGGAAUGUCGAUUGAAAGCUCGGGCGGAACCGGAGACUGCCAGAGGGCCGGUUGUGUGGCUGAUCUGAACUCGAACUGCCCGGCGGAGUUGCAGAUAACUGAUUCAGGUUCGGUGGUUGCAUGCAAGAGUGCGUGCGCAGCUUUUAACACGGCCCAGUAUUGUUGCACCGGCGACCACAGCACCCCCCAGACAUGUUCGCCGACGCAGUACUCGGAGAUAUUCAAGAAAGCGUGCCCGACGGCGUAUAGUUAUGCUUAUGACGAUCCAACCAGUACCUGUACUUGCACCGGGGCAAAUUACUUGAUUACCUUUUGCCCCACCGCAUUUUGAUCAUCUUCUUCAUCAAAUUACUCUUCUGUUUGUUUUUCAAAUUUAUCUGUGACUUUGCGUGCGUGUUCUUGGAUUUAUUCUUGAUUAAUUUAGAGAGCAUUGCUUUGUUUUUAAUUUUUUUUUUUGUAAUUUGCAUGUAGGAAAUAUAAUUUAAUAAAUCAGGAAAUAUUUGAUUUAUCA